Messenger RNA from Dentiscutata erythropus, 1239 nucleotides. The record is from the annotation of a GenBank genome assembly. Lineage: Eukaryota; Fungi; Glomeromycota; Glomeromycetes; Diversisporales; Gigasporaceae.
AUGGGUUCUAAAUCAAAAAUUUCCGAACUUUCCUCGGCAUUUCGACCAAAUGCGCCAGACGAUAAAACGUUUCAAGCAGUUUUUCGUGCUAAUAAUUACUAUUCGAAAAAAGAUUACGAAUCUGCUAUAGAAUCAAAAAAGACAUCAGAAUUUGCUGCUCUCGUGUUUUCUAAUAGGAGUGCAAGUUUUUUUCAACGUAAAAAAUGGAAAGACGCAGUAAAAGAUGCAGAACAAGUUAUUCGAAUCAGGCCUGAAUGGCCAAAGGGCUAUUUUCGAAAGGCCGAAGCUCUUAUGCAAUUAGAGAAAUAUGAAGAGGCGUUAGAUUGUUACCAAAAAGCCUUAAUCCUAAAAGAUAACAAAUCAAUGGGUUUAACAAUACACUCAUUGGUGCCCGGUCGCGAUAUAUGCAUACCAAAGAAUUCGAUAGCCAACAAAAUACAAAAUAAAAUAUUUGAUUUUGCUGUGAAAAUGAAAAAUUUGAUUUAUGUCAUUGUUGACAAUGAUACAAAAGAAUGUAUUGUCGUUGACGCUUGUUGGGACGUUGAUGGUAUCAUAAAAUUUAUCAAAGACAGGCAUUUGAAACUUGUUGGCGCUAUUGUAACCCACCACCACUUCGAUCACGUUGGAGGAAAACCACCUCCACCAUUUAACCAACUUCCAAUAAAAGUAUCAGGCUUGUGCGACUUAUUAAAGCGUUUUCCAAAAUUAAAAGCUUACAUACAUCCAUUAGACAUUCCAUAUGUGCUUAAAGCAAAUCCUGAAUUAUCGGACCUAUUCACUUCAAUACCUCUCUCAAAAUUAAAAAUUAGAAAUCGGCAGUUACAUUUCUGUAAUGCUAAUUUCAUUUCAUUAAUAAUAAAUUCCACUUUUAAUUCCUCUUCAGCUUUAUCUAACACUAAUCCAUCAAGAAUAAUUCCAACCCCACAUAACUUCACACUUUCAUUGGGUAACUUUACUCUCUUAAGAUUUCUUCAUACGCCGGGACACACCGAAGGUAGUCAAUCAAUAUUGGUUAAUGAAACAAGGUUAUUUACCGGCGACACAUUGAUGUGUGGAUGUGUCGGAAGGUUGGAUCUUCCCGGCGGAGAUUCAAAACAGAUGAAAAAAACUUUGAGAAAAAGACUUGGUGGAUUGGAUAAUAAGAUUGUGGUGUAUCCUGGUCAUGAUUACGGUGGCGAUUGGACUACAAUUGGGAUUGAGAAAAAAAAAGGUGUUAUUGGAAAAAUCAAAAGAAAAUAA